AUGGCGUCUGCAACGCAAAGGCGAGAUUCAGAUCAGCCAAACUCCUCUAAGCCCGUAAAAUACAUUCUUGUGACCGGUGGUAUAAUUUCUGGAGUUGGAAAGGGAAUCAUUUCAUCCAGUCUCGGCGUUCUAUUGAAAAACAACGGCUACAAAGUAUGUGGCUUUCUUUUAAAUACAGUUUCGAAAUUUGAGAUUUCAGGUGACGGCCAUAAAAAUCGAUCCAUAUUUGAAUGAAGAUGCUGGCAUAUUCUCCCCAUACGAGCACGGUAUUUAUACUAAUUCCCAAAAUUCAUCUAUGUACCUUUUUCCAGGAGAAGUUUUUGUUCUGGAUGACGGCGGCGAAGUGGAUUUGGAUUUGGGGAACUACGAGCGAUUUUUGAAUAUCAGAAUGACUCGUGAUAACAAUAUCACUACCGGAAAGAUGUUCAAACACGUAAGGAGAUUCAUAUUUUUUUUCAUUUAUAGUUGUUUUUAGGUGAUGGAAAGAGAAAGAAGAGGAGACUAUUGUGGAAAAACGGUCCAAAUGAUUCCUCACCUUACUGACGCCAUUAUCGACUGGGUGGAGCGAGUUGCGCGGAUUCCGGUCGAUGGAUCUUCCGACGUUCCUGACGUUUGCAUCAUUGAGGUAUUCGAAGAUGAUAGACUUUAUUUCAGGGUCUUUUCACAAAGAAAGCGGAACAUUCCAUAAGUAUGAUAGGCGAAAGACAUAUUGUUAGAAAAAAAACUGUUUUUCGAGAAAUCUUGGAAAUAAUAUGUCCGAUUUUCGUUCAAACCUUGCUCCAGAUUCUUUAACUUUUAAUUUUCAAGCUCGGUGGAACGAUUGGAGAUAUCGAGGGAAUGGUGUACCUAGCCGCUUUCGAACGAUUUCAAAGGCCAGCGCUCAAGAAUAACUUGAUGAAUGUGCACGUUUCCCUAAUUCUCCAUCCGAACGCGACAGGAGAGCCGAAAACCAAGCCGAUGCAGAACUCUGUAGGGAAAACUCAGUAACUCACCUGGAACUCUCCAAUUCAAGGUACGACAUCUUCGAAGUGCCGGCCUUAUUCCAGACCUUCUGAUCUGCCGUUCUACGGAUAAUCUUCAACCCCAUCUUCGGGAGAAAAUAGCUGGCUUCGGUUUGGUGGACCUGGAACAGGUAAAACCCCUGAAUUUCGUUGUGGUUAAGCAAAUAAUAUCUGGAAUUCUCUCUGAAAUCAACGAAUUUGACAUUUUUCAGGUCGUCGGCGUUCACGAUGUCUCGAAUAUAUACAAGGUGCCGCUGUUGCUCGAAGAACAAGGUGUUCUGGAAGCGAUCAUCAAAAGAUUGCAAUUGCCGGCGAUUCCUGACACUGUCAAGCGUCAUCUGAAGUUCAAUAUGCUCCAUUGGACACAUCUGAGCGAAUUGUGAGAUUUGAAUGGUUUUUAUGCACGGCUUGUUCUUAAUUUUGUCGGGUUCAUUCGUAGUAGUUUUUAGAGGAUACCUUCUAUCAAAAAGUUAUUUUAACGUUUUCUAUGAAAUUUUUUUAGAAACUUUUGUUCAAACAUGCGUGUACAACCCUGAAAACUUGAUUUAAAAGUCCAAAAGCUUCAAAAACAUGAAAAAAGGCUGUAAAUGAAAAGUUGGAGAUACAAACUAUUUGGUUUUUGUAAUAUUUCAAAGCCUAUAAGCAGGCUCGCACCGGGAUAACAAUAAUUAUUGACCAACUCUCAUGAAAAAAAAAAGAGAUCAAUUGAUUUUUUCUUUAUGAAUUCGUGUAUUUGCUCAUUUUUGAGGUGUGACACUUUCACGGAAGAAGUCGUGAUUGCGAUGGUCGGGAAAUACGUGAAGAUAGAAGACGCCUACGCUUCCGUCAAUAAAGCACUUUCUCACGCGGCUAUACAUUCCAAGAGGAAGCUUAAAAUCAAGGUAUCGGCACUAAAAAUAAAACGACUCAAUGUUUUCAUUCCAUUAAUUCAGUACGUCGACUCGGAACUCCUCGAAAACAAGCCAGGAUUUGAAGCGCAAACGGCCGCGGCUUGGGAAGUCGUCAAAACUUCACAGUAAUUUUCAUACCUUUUUCACAGAUUUAUUCUUUCUUUUUUUUUUUCUGCACAUAGAAUUUAUUUUCAGUGGUGUCAUUGUACCUGGAGGAUUCGACAAACGCGGCGUCGAGGGAAUGAUCGCCGCUUGUCAAUAUUGUCGCGAGAAUAAUGUCCCAUUCCUCGGUGUUCGUUUUUUUCCAGAAUUAUUCAUUUAAACUAGAAAGUUGAAGAAUAAUUUGAUUAGAUGGUACAAUUUCCCUUUAAAUUUCAUAGGAGUUUCUUAGGGUCCUCUUCUCAGCCAGCAAAAAAAUGCGGAGAUUUUUCAAAUAAAUAUUCUUUUACCUUCGAAUAGAUUUCUUUUUUUCCGCCCGUUUUUCUUGGCCACGUCUGAGUCUGUAUGAGGUUUUUUGUGGAAUCGUGAAUUUUUUCUUUAAUCAUCUUCGGGCUCCUAUUUUUCUUGAAUUUGAAGUUGAGAAAACUUUCUUGGUUAGUUUUUUUCACAGAUACUUGUUCAGCUGCAAAUAUUUUUCCAAUUUCUUUCACCAUUUCAUUAAGAAAAACCACAGAUUUUUGGAGUAUCAUAAUUUUUUUUUGCAGGUUUGCCUUGGUAUGCAGUGUGCAGCUAUCGAGUUCGCUCGGAACGUCCUCAAUAUCGCCGGCGCCGAUUCGCAGGAAUUCGACACGAAUCUGACCGCCGAGCAGCAAAUCAUCAUCGACAUGCCCGAGCACAACGGCGAGGAGAAAGGCUUGGGCGGCACGAUGCGCUUGGGCCGCCGGACCACGGCUUUCCUCACCGAGGACUGCAAACUUCGUAUGUUGGAAGAAAGCUCUGCAAUGGCAGAUCUCCCUUUUUCGAAGUUUUCAAGUUGGAAAAUAUCUUUCAGAACAGAUAUAUGUCCUGAUGAAGUAGUUAACGAGUUUCAUUCUUGCAGGCAAAUUGUACGGCAGCACGACGGCUGAAGAACGACAUCGGCAUCGUUAUGAAGUGAACCCUAGAGUGGCUUCCGAGCUGAGCAAAAAGGGAUUCCUGUUUGUUGGUGAGGAUUUCGAACAUUUUGGUGUUAUUCAACUUCUGAAAUUAUCUAUUUGGUUCUCUCCCUCCACCGCCACAGAAUGUUUUUGGACGGGAACAAAUGAAUUGAAUGGGAAGAAGAAGACCUUCGUAUACAUAGCACGCAAAGAGUUCUUCUCUAAUCUCAUCCUCAAUCUUCAAUUUUCAUAUUUUCCUUUUCGUACAUUUCUUUUCUUAUACUCUUUAGAAUGAGUGCGAGUUAGGUAACCCAAAAAAGCUCUCCCUUUGUCUUCAAACCUAAGCAGAGAGGGAAAUUGCUGACGGGGGUCGCCCUCUUAAGCCGUACAUUUUGAGACCAGAAACGGCAUUGAACUCACAUUUCCACUUUCUCAUAUGAAUGUGUUCAUUCAUUCCAAUUUUUCACGAAACCUCACACUUUUUCAUAAUGAUUUUCUUUGAGGAAUGGGCGUCGACGAGCAGCACACGACCAUUUGGGAGGAAAAGAAAAGAACGCAGAGCAGUGCCGCCUUGAUGAAGAUGGCCGAUGAGAAUGGGGUUUUGAACUUGAAAACGCACGAAAAAUACACUGCAAUUCCGAAAAAAAAUUAGAAAUAAAUAAAACGUACUCCACGCAAAAUUCUACGUACUAAUCAAUGAAAAUAUUUUCAUAGUGCGGUUUUUUUUCAGGGAAAAUUCCAGAAUCCCCCAGCUGCAUCAAAUGUGGAGGCUAUAUCUGAUUCUAGAAGCGCUCCAACCGAUUAUGGGAUAAGCAUUGCAAGCAUUGCCCGGAUUAGCCCCCCCUCCCCCCCACAUUCUAGAAUCGCCCCCACCUCAUUUUAUAAUGGCCCCCUUCCGCCAGUGGGAGGCCAUUCUGGAAUGAUCCUGAUUUUCUUUCGAAUUUCUCAUUUGAAGAAAAUCUUUCUAGAUUGCAAAUAACCGGCCAAAUGAUCUUCUAAAUCUGCCUUUUUUUGGUGAAUGCCUUUUUUCAGAAGGAUGUUUUUUUUUUAAAUGGAGGAGUACGAAAGAAAAUUGUUUUUUGCUUUUCUCUCCUGGUUAAUUCUCAAACUAAAAUGCUUUUUUUUCUAAUUAAGUGCUCAUCGGACAAAACGAAAACUGUUCCGAUACGGAAAAAAUUGCUUCAAUACAAAUAUUAGUACUGUUUAGGAGCAACUUUGUGCGCCGAUGAACACGAUUUUGCUGUUUGAUUUUUUUUUUCAAAAACUUUUUUCCGUACCAUUUAUUAAACGGUUUCUCGAAAUCCCGAGAAGAUUUUCCCCUCAUUAAGCCUUGCCCUCGAAAUGUUCACUUUGCAGGAGCUUCUCGACAAGAUCGACGACCUUUGUCAUCGCGGCGGCGACGGUGUCACUCGGCCGGCGAUCCGAAUGGAAAUGUGUGAACUGAAAGGUUGUCUGAUUCCAUGUUUCCGUUGAACUCCGACGGGUUUCAGGACACUCGUACUUUGUCGGCGUGCAGUUCCAUCCCGAGUACCUGUCGAGUCCUCUGCAGCCGAGUCCGCCCUUCCUCGGCCUCCUUCUGGCCGCCACUGGCCAACUCGAUGUAUGAUUUUGUUUGAAUAAAAAAAGAGACUAAAUUCAACUUUCGAAAAAAUAAUGCCUUCCUGGUUGUUUUCCCUUAAAACUUGCAAGUAUUAGGAGGAAACUGAGACUCGAAAGCUUUGAUUUAUUUUUGAAGUUUUGAAAAUUAAUUUUCACGCUGUCAUUGAACUGAUCAUUGACUGACCAAGCUUUCUUCUGCCUUUUUCAAAUUCAAUCCGGUUCCAUUUCUGAAAAAUGAUCAUUUUCAGGAUUUUCUUACCGGAGCAAAAGCUCCAUCGCCCAUGAUGACUCUGAAGGAAGAUUCUGAAUUCGUCUCUGAAGAUCCCGGAAAUUCCCUCGUUCAGAAACUGAAAGACCUCACGACGGCUGGAAGAAAUGUCAUUUUCGAUUGA
Caenorhabditis auriculariae is the source of this 4958-nucleotide messenger RNA. The record is from the annotation of a GenBank genome assembly. Lineage: Eukaryota; Metazoa; Nematoda; Chromadorea; Rhabditida; Rhabditidae.